This is a messenger RNA of Oncorhynchus gorbuscha (pink salmon), 1305 nucleotides long. RefSeq names its product purine nucleoside phosphorylase-like. Gene Ontology annotation, molecular function: purine-nucleoside phosphorylase activity. Gene Ontology annotation, cellular component: cytoplasm. The record is from RefSeq and is a predicted model, not a curated record. Bases 135 to 1016 code for a protein of 293 amino acids. NCBI's taxonomy places the organism in Eukaryota, Metazoa, Chordata, Actinopteri, Salmoniformes, Salmonidae. Gene Ontology annotation, biological process: nucleoside metabolic process. The transcript has a single exon.
GAAGUGUUUGUUUUUUAAAAGGAUUUUUAUCCGCUUGAGGUUUUGCCGCCAGUCAAGUCUAUCUGCUGCUGUUACAUUGAGCCAAUUGAUACGUCGCUGCUUUUGAGAGGAUUCCAGUCGCAUUAGUUUUCAGAAUGUUUCCAGAGUCAAGUACCGGGAUCAGCUAUGAGGACUGCAAGGGCACAGCAGACUGGCUGUUGGCCCAGACCUCUGUUCGCCCCCUGGUGGGCAUUGUGUGUGGUUCAGGAAUGGGAGGACUGGCUGACAUGCUUAAAGACCAGGUGGCCUUCAACUACAAGGACAUCCCCAACUUCCCCCAGAGCACAGUGGAUGGACAUGCUGGUCGCCUGGUGUUCGGGAUGCUGAAGGGAAGGCCAUGUGUGUGCAUGCAGGGUCGCUUCCACCUCUACGAGGGAUACGCCAUCCAGCAGAUCACCCUGCCCAUGCGGAUCUUCAGCUUGCUGGGUGUUGAGACAGUAAUCCUGACCAACGCUGCUGGCGGUCUCAACCAGGACUUCAAGGUGGGAGACAUCAUGAUCAUGAAAGACCACAUCAACAUGCCUGGGUUCGCUGGCAACAACCCACUGUCUGGACCUAACGACGACAGGUUCGGCGUGCGAUUCCCCUGUAUGUCUGAUGCGUACGACAGAGAGCUGCAGCAGCUGGCUGUGGAUGUGGGAGAGGAGCUGGGCUACGGUGACUUCCUGCGUGAAGGCGUGUACUGUGUCCUGGGCGGGCCCUCGUUCGAGACCAUUGCGGAGUGUCGCAUGCUGCACAAACUGGGAGCUGACGCUGUCGGUAUGAGUACAGUUCAUGAGGUGAUUGUAGCGCGUCACUGCGGCAUGCGAGUGUUAGCCCUGUCCCUGAUCACCAACAAGGCUGUGAUGGACUACGACAGUGAGGAGAAGGCCAACCACAAGGAAGUCCUGGAGACAGGCCAGCACCGCUCCAUCCAGCUGCAGAAACUGGUCUCUACCAUGGUCACUCGCAUGGAGUACAACAACACCAACGCCUAAAUGAACGAAUGGAACCAACCACCAAUCUUAUAGAAAUAUAUUUCCUACAGUGGGCAUCCCCAUUUAAGUCCGUGGGGAGCUGAUGGGUUGGCUAGCGGCCAUUUUGAGUGUACCAAUGAAGGGUGCAGUCAAAUUGCCGUGAUCUGAAGGGCUAUUUCCCUUCUAGGAAUUAUAUUUAUAUUGUGAAACUGGCCCUGAAUCAGUAGAAACCGACCGCCUUGAAGCUAUGAAACCCAAUGACCUGCGUUUGACUUUAAAGUGCCUGAUCUGAGAGCUGUGUGAAACAGCC